Spinacia oleracea (spinach) is the source of this 1046-nucleotide messenger RNA. Its product is annotated as mitochondrial import inner membrane translocase subunit TIM22-4. Lineage: Eukaryota; Viridiplantae; Streptophyta; Magnoliopsida; Caryophyllales; Amaranthaceae. The transcript has 4 exons. The record is from RefSeq and is a predicted model, not a curated record. Gene Ontology annotation, molecular function: transmembrane protein transporter activity. Bases 261 to 767 code for a protein of 168 amino acids. Gene Ontology annotation, biological process: protein insertion into mitochondrial inner membrane. Gene Ontology annotation, cellular component: TIM22 mitochondrial import inner membrane insertion complex.
AGUCCGUCUGAAACCUGGAAGGUAGUCGCGCGCUCCUUUCUGUGCUUUCUCUUUUCUUGCAAGAAAUACUACUCUUAAAACGCUCUCUCAAGUCUCAACACAGGCAGAGGCAGCACCAUCUUCAUCAUCAUUCUAGCAUUAACGAGUGACAGUAUAAGAAGAGAGAGAAACCAGAGGAGGGAAAGAAUCCUUCUUUUUCUUCCGGAAUUUCAUUAUUCUUGAGUUAACGCAGAACUUAGUUGAGUUAAAUCGAAGCGUCAAUGAGUAGCGACUCGGGAGCUGAAUCUACCACCGCUUCCAAUGGAGCAGCAGAAAAACCCCAAAUAGAAAGAUUCCACCUUCCUACCCCUGAAGAAAUUCGCGGUCAAGAUAUCUGGAAUAACUGCGCUGUUCGCAGCGUUGUCAGUGGUGUCAUGGGAGGUGGGCUUGGGGUGAUGAUGGGGAUAUUCUUUGCGGCACUGGACAAUCCUAUCAUGCAAGAUACAAUGACUACCAGGCAGCAACUUGUUUAUACAGCAAGGCAGAUGGGUCAGAGGAGCUGGGGUAAUUGUAAGACAUUUGCAUUGAUGGGCUGUGUUUUUUCAGCUGCGGAAUGUGUAGUUGAGAAGUAUCGGGGAAAACACGACACCACAAAUACGGUGGUUGCUGGAUGUGUUACUGGGGGUGCCAUUUCAGCAAAAGGUGGUCCUCAAGCCGCAUGUGUUGGUUGUGCUGGUUUUGCUGCAUUUUCAGUUGUCAUAGAGAAGAUUAUGGAGAGAUAUGAAUGAUUCAACAACAGUUUGUUGAGCAAUCAGCAUCAGACUUGAUAAGUCUAUACUGGAGUGCUAAUGCCUCUAUAUUUUUGCUUGCUAUUCAUCUUAGCCUGAAUGUCUAUCAGGAUCAUUAACAUAUUACUUUAGAAUUCUUAAAUGUAAGUACAUUUCUUAUUACACAAUCGAAUUAGUCAAAUACCAGAUUCAUUUGUUAUAAGAAGGUAUUGUACCAAGUGACUGCUUAUGAUAUUAUAUCGGUACAAGUGAAAUGGAGUUUCUUGAAGGGUUCUUGCG